GCCGAAGAGAAAUGUCGAUCCGGUUUUUUCUGUUUUGAGCCGAGGUUCCUGAUUCCCGUGUAGGUAGGGAAAUAUCAGCCAAACACAUACCCACAACCCUGUGUUGUCGUAGUAACGGGCCGACCACUCGCACUGUACCUUCCCCGUCGGUUUGGGAAGGUUCUAGACAGUCCGUACCGAUUUUCUAUAUUUUUUUACUGAUUUUUUCUGUUUCUUUUUUUCAAUGUGCCUCAUAUUGUUCAAAUUCACAGAUAUUCGCCGAAUGCAUGAAUAUUUUUAAAAUUCAUACAUGUUUUUUGAAAUUGUGAAUAUAUUUUUAAAUGCUGGGAGAAUUUUUUUAAUUGUGAACUUUCUUGCAUUCAUGAACAUUAAAAAAGAUCAAAUUCGUGAACAUUUUUCAAAAUCACAAACAUUUUCUGAAAUAGCAAACAUAUUUUGAAUUUGUUAAUAUUUUUUAGAUUCGCGAACAUUUAUGGAAUUUGCAAACAUUUUCCAAAUUCACGAACAAUUUUGAAAUCAUGAACAUUUUUUGUAUUCACGAUCAUUUUUUUAAAUCUCGUUUUUUAAAAUCAUCAAUAUUUUUUGAAAUCUAGAACACUUAAAAAAUUAAGGAACAUUUUCCCAAAUUCGUGAACAAAUUUUGAAAUCUGGGAGCAUUUUUAAAUUCGUGAACAAUUUUUGAAAUCUGGGAACAUUUUGAAAAUUCGUGAAGAAUUUUUGAAAUUCAGGAAUAUUUUUCAAGAUCAAGAAUAUUUAAGAUUUUCGCAAAUUUUGAAAUUCGAAACUUUUUUUAAUCCCCAGCCAUUUUCAAAGGAGCAAAAGAAACAGAAAAGUAAAGGCAAAAGAAAAAACCGAAGAAAAAAAAAACAGUGGCGCCUCCCUUCCUUCCCCUCCUCCACGCCCCAAACCAAACCGUCCACAGUUACUUCCCGCCACCGCCACCUCCUCCCUCCGCUCUUCAUCUUCCUCUUCCUCCUGGCCGGCAAGCAACCAACUCCCCCCUCCCCGAGGUUUGCACCACGCACAAGCCACAGCGCAGCCUCGCUUGCACACCACCAACCAAACCAAACCAAACUGGCGAUCGAUCGCCGCAGAAUCGCUUUCAUCUCCCCGCAAAGCCAUCCUUUAACUCCCGCCCGUGCCACACGACCUCUCGCAUUACCUUCCUUUAAAACCAUGCAAUCCUCCCAGCCGCUCCAUGCACUCCGACGACUUCCCAAGAACCCGCCAGCACUCCACCUAGCGGGACGAUCAAACCACCGGCCGUGUACGCGACGAUGAUGCCCGUGUACGGCGGCGAGGUGCGGCAGCGGACGUGCCGCAUGUACUGGUGCUACCAGUGCGCGCGGGCGCUCCGCAUCAUCUCCUACCCGGCCACCGACGUCUUCUGCCCGCGCUGCUACGGCCGCUUCCUCCACGAGAUCGACCCGCCGCCGCGCCCGGCCCUCCCCCCGCCGGGCUACUUCCCGCACCACUUCGCGCCGCACCCGCACGCGUACUACCACGACGGGAACCCGCGCCGGUGGGUCGUGUACGGCGCCGCGCCCACGGUGCCCGGACGCCCGUUCCGCCAGCUGCCCCCGCCGGUGCGGGAGCCGGCGCCGGGGCCGACGCGGGUCCAUGCGCCGGCCCCGACGCCCCCGCCUCGCCGGCGCAUGCCCUCCCCGCCGCCGGCGCCGGUGGCGCGGCGGCCGUCCACGCCCCCGGCCAUCGACCCGGGGGACUACUUCACGGGGGGCGACCUCAACCGCCUCGUGGAGGAGCUGACCCAGAACGACCGCCCCGGCCCCGCGCCGGCGCCCUCGUCGGCCAUCGACUCGCUCCCGACGGUGCGGAUCGCCGCGCAGCACCUGUCGGACGACGGCGGGUCGCAGUGCCCCGUGUGCAAGGAGGAGUUCGAGCUCGGGGAGGCCGCGCGGCAGCUGCCGUGCAAGCACGUGUACCACUCCGACUGCAUCGUGCCCUGGCUCCGCCUCCACAACUCCUGCCCCGUCUGCCGCUUCAAGCUGCCCGGCACCGGCGCCGCCUCCAGCACACGCCGCGCCAGCGGCAGCAACGGUGCAAGGAACAGAGACAGGGAGAGGGAGAGGGAGCCGGCGACGACGGUGAGGUGGGGGCCCCUGUCGUGGAUGGUGCCGGCGCGCGGGACGGAGGAGCCGGACGACGGGUGGGAGUACGGCCGGCGCGCGCACGGGCGCGGGCACGGCAGGCCCGAGGAUGGCGACGCCGGCGCUUUCUACGCGUGGUGGCGCUCUCUGUUUCUCCUCUAGCCGUUUCCAGCCGGGAUGCCAGUCACUACGCCAAAGACAACCUGAACCUGUUUGCUCAGUAAAGCAUGACAACCGCUGUAAAUAUUUCAACGGCAAUGGUGGAUGUACUGGAGAAGCAGGGCACACUGGAAAUAAAAUAGGAGAAUGUAAUAGUGCAAAAAACGGCCAAAAUGUAAUUGCGCCACUCACAAUGUAAACGAUACAAAGAGUUGUGAUUUUCAUUUUUAGCUCAGUUGAGCGGAUUUAUCUAGCGGCUGAAGCAAUCUCAAAGCUCACUGUCUCCUAUAUCAAUGUAACCGACUAUAUGGUAUGAUUUGAUUUUACACCGAGGGGCAUACAAAAAUUGACUGAA
Molecule: messenger RNA, 2622 nt
Organism: Aegilops tauschii subsp. strangulata
Lineage: Eukaryota; Viridiplantae; Streptophyta; Magnoliopsida; Poales; Poaceae
Product: E3 ubiquitin-protein ligase RING1-like
Biological process (GO): protein ubiquitination
Cellular component (GO): cytoplasm
Molecular function (GO): ubiquitin protein ligase activity
Source: RefSeq, a predicted model, not a curated record